This is a messenger RNA of Cladophialophora immunda, 486 nucleotides long. RefSeq lists its product as uncharacterized. Bases 1 to 486 code for a protein of 161 amino acids. The record is from RefSeq and is a predicted model, not a curated record. The transcript is spliced from 2 exons. NCBI's taxonomy places the organism in Eukaryota, Fungi, Ascomycota, Eurotiomycetes, Chaetothyriales, Herpotrichiellaceae.
AUGGGUUUCUUUUCGGUCUUCACCCACUUCCGCAAAUCCAACAUCUUCAACCUCGUCCUCCGCUCCCUGCAGCUCAUCGACGCCCUCGUGGUGAUUGGCAUGUACGCGGUGGACCUCAACAACGCGAACAAGGAGGACAAGUACGCCGACUCCAAAUGGGUCUUCGCCGUCACCGUGGGCUCGCUCGCGGCCGUCACGGCGCUCGUCUUCUCGCUCGCCAGCGUCUUCUUCCAGUACCGCACGGUCGCCCUGCUGUUCGCGUGGGACUGGGUCCUCACCAUCCUCUUCGCGACGCUGUCCGGCAUCUUCGGCUCCAUGUACAUCGGCGAGCGGGUCGAGUACGAGAGCGGCAUCCACCGCAUGAAGGUCGCCGUCGGCUUCGACCUGACCGGGCUGGUCCUGUGGUUUGUCACGGCGGCCUUUGGCACCUGGUGGUUUGUCAUGGAGAGGAAGGAGGAGAGACGGGGACGGGGCACCAAGGCUUAA